Messenger RNA from Mercurialis annua (annual mercury), 1252 nucleotides. Its product is annotated as WAT1-related protein At5g40240-like. Gene Ontology annotation, molecular function: transmembrane transporter activity. The record is from RefSeq and is a predicted model, not a curated record. The transcript is spliced from 7 exons. Gene Ontology annotation, cellular component: plasma membrane. NCBI's taxonomy places the organism in Eukaryota, Viridiplantae, Streptophyta, Magnoliopsida, Malpighiales, Euphorbiaceae. The coding region runs from base 73 to 1080 and encodes 335 amino acids.
CGGCACCCAAUUGUAGACUCAAUUAUGUAUAAAAUGAACAUAAAGUAAAGUGAGGCAGAAAUAGUGAGAGAAAUGGGGACAGCCCUAACUUUUAUAGGAAUGGUGCUGGUUAUUCUAGCUCAAGUUGGCUCUUUGGUAAUUAACAAACUAGCCUUCUCCAAUGGCAUCAACAAGUAUGUUCUUUUAGUUUACACUAAUGCCCUCUCCACCCUCAUUCUUCUUCCUUGUUCAUUCAUUUUUCACAGAUCACAGAGGCCUCCGUUGAGCUUCUCUGUGCUUUUAAGGAUCUUCUUGCUGGCGCUUAUCGGAGUGGUUCUAAAUAUAUUUUCAAGUGUUGGUAUAGAGUACAGCUCUCCAGUGCUUGCUACAGCCAUGCUUAAUCUCAUCCCGGCUUUUACCUUUGCACUGACUCUCAUUUUGAGAAUGGAGAAACUGGAUUGGAGAAGCAGAAGCAGUGUGGCUAAAUUAUUGGGAACCAUAGUAUCAAUUACUGGGGCAUUUGUUGUCACAUUUUACAAGGGCGCAACGUUGUUGAAGACGCCAAAAUCAAGUUGGAUUCUUGGAGGAUUUUUCCUUACAGCUGAAUCCUUUUUAAUUUCAGUUUGGUACAUUUUACAGACGUUCAUUCUCCGGAGUUUCCCAGCAGUCGUUACAGUUAUGUUUUACUACUGCUUCUUUUGCACUAUAGUUUGUGGGGUGUACAGCUUCGUUGUAGUCAAUGACGUAGAUGCUUGGCGGUUAAGGCUUGAUAUCGGACUGGUUGCUCUUUUAUACAGCACGAUUGUUACUACUGUGUUUAAAAACACCUUAUGCGCGUGGUGCCUAUGGAAGGCGGGACCUCUCUACGUUUCUAUGUUCAAGCCGUUGGGAAUUAUUCUUGCUGUGCUCUUAGACUUCGUCUUCUUAGGCGAAUCCCUUCAUCUCGGAAGUGUGAUCGGAGCAAGUGUAAUAGUUGUCGGAUUUUAUUUAGUAAUGUGGGGUAAAGCCAAAGAGGAGUAUGUAAUUGAUCAUGAUACAGAUUUGGGUAGAAAAGCUCCUUUGCUACCAACUAAAAUUAAAUCAGAAAUCGUGGUGGCUUAGCCUUUUUGAACAUGAAAUAAAACAGUUAAUAUAUGUUCUUGUCUAGCGGCCACUGACCAGCAAUAUCCUAUGUGAUGGAUUCGGUUCAUCUUAAAAAAAAUUGAGUUCCUGAAACAGAAGGUUGCUCCAUGAUUUUUUGGUAUCUAUUUUAUCAUAACCAUUUUCAACACAA